Messenger RNA from Arabidopsis arenosa, 395 nucleotides. Lineage: Eukaryota; Viridiplantae; Streptophyta; Magnoliopsida; Brassicales; Brassicaceae. The record is from the annotation of a GenBank genome assembly.
GUCGUCAUUACGUGACUGUGGUGAUGGUGACUGUGACGAGGAGGAAUCGGUGGCCGUGGGUGACGUAUGAGCCUCUGAGUGAGGUGCGUGAUCGGAUGGGGACGAAUGAGCCUCAGAUUGAGGUGCGGAAUUGGUCGGUGACGAAUGAGCCUCAGAUUGAGGUGCUGAAUUGGUCGGAGACGAAUGAGCCUCUGAUCGAGGUGUGUGAACUGUUGGUGACGAAUGAGCCUCAAAUUGAGGUGUAUGAUCGGCAGAUGACGAAUGAGCCUCAGUUUGAGGAGAAGGAGCAGAUGAGUUGGUAUGCACUGGCGGUGAAGGAUCCAAGCUAGGGGCCGACGGCGAUGAUGAUUCUGCGUCUACGAGUGGCACUGUGGAGACAGGAACAUGACUGACGG